Molecule: messenger RNA, 1302 nt
Organism: Plasmopara halstedii
Lineage: Eukaryota; Oomycota; Peronosporomycetes; Peronosporales; Peronosporaceae
Product: Transcription factor IIA, alpha subunit, N-terminal
Exons: 8
Coding region: 1-1302 (433 amino acids)
Source: RefSeq, a predicted model, not a curated record
AUGCUGAUUAAAUCUCUGCGCCGAACGCCGCCCCAAAAGCAAAUUCUUGUGAGGCUUCAAAAUCAGCGCCGUCACGGUGGAUCGGUUUCGAAAAACAAGCACAUUGAGAACUGGAAUAACUGGCGUGGUGACUCCGAGAAGCGUUUUAAAAUGGAUAAUUCUUUCUUCACGUCUUUAACGGUCUGGGGCCUCGUUCCCUUCGGCCUCUACUUUGUUCUGGCCUCCGAUGAACGCCGCAAACGCGACAAGCGUGACGUGUCGGAGAGCUUUCGCCACGAAACGACAUUAGAGGAAUUUUAUGCGCGUGUGAUGCAGCGUGUCUGUCGUUCCUAUCGCGAAUUAAAUGAAAAUUUCUCAAUUGAGGACAUCGACCGAUUGCAGCAGAUAUGGCAGGAAAAACUUGAGUCUUACACGGGGCAGCGAAAAAUGUCAAGUACGAUAGCAGAAGAGGAUAGCCAAACUCUGUCGACCACCGAAGCAGCAAAAAAUAGCGCGGAAGCUUUCAUUGAAGAUGAUGAAUUUCUCAUUUCGUCGAGCUCGAAUGCUUUGAUCAAGUCAAAUAAGGAAGUGGCCAAUCAAUCGAAUACCCCGUCGUCAGGUAUCGUGACGUUGGCGACCUCGUCAAUUUUCUUGAGAAUUCUAGGAUCGAAGAGAAAUUUACAUCAGCUUGAUGGGAUUGUCUCGGAUGAUGAAGAUUCAAUGGUGAGGACCGACAAUUUUAAUAGCACUCGAAAGGACCAAAGUAUAAUAUCGACUGACGCAUCUUUACAAAAGGCGCGUGCUCAAGAAGAAGGCCACGUUGACAGCGAAACUGAUGAUGCCAUUUUUCAAAAUGGUGAAGGGGAAAAAAAAGAAAAUGAGGAGGAUCUGUCAACAGACUCACCAGUAUCCGCAGCAUUGCUCCUUGUGUCCGAAAAAGACUUUUCACCUGUAUCGGGGCUUUCUGGGAUCAAUCUACCGUUGCAGGUAGCUGCAGGUUAUUCCAAAUUCGUUCACCGUGGCAAGCGCCGUGGGUAUUUUGGCCGGUUACACGCCAUUGUGCUGACGUGGCCAGGCUGCUUAAAGAGAAAAGAAACACUUCGUCCUGGUGACAUGGUUUGGUACUGCCCCGACAAGGGAAAAGGAAUUCUUGUCGAAGGUGAAAUUGUCAAAGUAGUUGCUUGUAGACAAAGGCUUAAUGAGCUAACGAUUCGGCGUAGCAACGGAUUAGAAGCAAUUGUUGAUCUGCGUCAAGUCCGUCGAUUGAAAGAAUAUCUUGUUCGAAAAGGCAUUGUGCGAUUACGUAGCGAGCAGGAUAGGUAG